Molecule: messenger RNA, 6549 nt
Organism: Electrophorus electricus (electric eel)
Lineage: Eukaryota; Metazoa; Chordata; Actinopteri; Gymnotiformes; Gymnotidae
Gene: thada
Product: THADA armadillo repeat containing
Biological process (GO): tRNA methylation
Cellular component (GO): cytosol
Source: RefSeq, a predicted model, not a curated record
AUACAGCUCGCUGCUUGCUAAAUUCCAUUUUGACGUGUGAUCGGUGUGUACAGUAUAUAUGACUGUGUUACUUUAUGCCGUAUAAAGACGUUAAUCAAACUCAAAUGCUGAAUAAAAGGAAACUGUAUUAGCAUUGCCUUGAUGGCUCACUUUGUCCAGUUGGCAGAUAGCUGACGCAUGUAGCUAGUCAGCUAACAUCUAGUAGCUAGAGAAGCUUGUAGUAUUUGGCCAGCUCUCAGCGCCUCCUUGCAUGCUUUAUUGUCUUAUGUCAACUUGCUACAUUUCUCUCGCCGCCUUGCCUGCCGUUAUGAUGUAGAGCUGGUCAUGGUGGUGAAGAAGAAAGCUCCGACAGUGGACGUCUUGGCUUUGGACAGCGCCAGGCUGGAGAGCCUGGUAGCCUCCCUUUCUGUCGAUGGAGAUGACUCAUCCAGGCAUCUUGCCCAGAUGCUGAAGGACUGUUUGGCUUCCACUGAUCCGGUUCAGCAGAUCCAGUGGAUAUCUAAGGCUGGAUCCAUGCUGGAGCAUUUGAGAGAGGAUGAGUGUUCAGCGGGUCCCCUACUUCUGGCCUGCCUGGACUCUUUGGCCGUCAUAUACACCACACUGCAGCCAAAGAACCCGCUGAAGAGGGCCGUCGCCAAGGCCCUGGGGAACGUUCCGGAGUGGCUGCAGGAGAAGGCCGUGUGCUGUCUGUCUGUGUGCCUGUCUUCGUCCCUGUCCUCUCAGGGUCCGGAGCAUUACCCCCAUCUCACCGACUGCGUCACUUCCUGCCUGGACGCUUUCCCCGCUGGAGAGAAGUGUAUUCAUCGCUUGCUAACAGAAGUCCUCCACUUUUUCCAAAAGGCUGUGAGGGAAUAUUUAGAACUCAACAGGGCUCUGGUCGGCCGGCACGUAGCCCAGGCCCAGCUUAUGCAGUCCUGUCUGGCUGUGGUGAAAGCCUCAAUGCUGGUGGUUCAGAGAUCUCAGGAGCUGAUCGGCGCCGCCCUGCUGGGGACGGCAAGCGCCGGCGCCAUACAGCAGGCGUUCAGUGGACUUCUGCGCUGCUACACUCGCAUCCUGACUGAUGAGGAGUUUGUCCAGGCAGUGCAGAGCACAGCUGGCAUGGCUGUUAUAUUGCUAAUUAGGUCUGUCAUGGGAACGGGAGACGACAUGGCUGUCGUAGUGGCAGGUCUGUUGCAGUGCUCGGGGCCAGAAGGCAACAGUGCCCCCAAGUGGCUAAACGAGAGCUGCGCAGGCCUGUACGUGAGCAGCCGGCCAGCAGCAGUUGCUCUUUAUCUGAGCCAUGGGGCUCUGGCCAUGCUUAGCUGGAGAGGGGGACCACUGGGCCCCCAGGCUGAGAAACUGCUGCUCCUCAUACCUGAUGUGGUCCUGUCUCUGGAUGCAAGCGUGACGGAGUCCAGCAUGGCUAUAGCGGUGGCCCGGAUCCUCGCCCUGUGGGCCAGUGCCGCCCUGGACUGCCUCCAGACAGAUCGCCCUGCACCCGUACUGCGCACCUCGCUCCGUGGGGACUGCCCGAUCCCCGCCCGCCUUAUGCACCACGUAUACGCCCACUGGGAGCACCCGCUGGACGGUGUCCGCCACCAGACGCGCGCCCUGUUCCGUGACCUCCUCUUGCUGCACCAGCGGUGCGCAGACGCCCACCAGGGCGACCCCGCGGGCGACCCGUACAUCACCCAACUCACCCGGAGCAUGCUGGCGCUGGAAUGGCACGUGAAGGGCAAGUAUGGCUCGCUGGCAUGCCUGGCCGAGCAUGUCGGGGCCGAGUACCUUCUCCAGCUCGACGCCGGCCUACCGCCCAGGCUGCUAGGCCUCAUGGGGGAUCAGAGCUUGGCGCCGUAUGCGGGCGAACUCCUGGAGAGGCUCUUUGUCAGCCACAAGGCACAGCUGAACGCCCGGCGCGGGGGCGGGCACACGGCCGCAGGGAUGGACGACUGGCACAGGACCUGGGUGACGCCACUCCUGGAGGUCCUGUGCACAGCCAGGCCAGAUCAGACCACGUACAUCCUGGACUACUUCCUACCCAAGCUGCUGCGCUGUAGCCCCGCUAGUUUGGGCUAUAUGGUCCAGGCCCUGCAGAAGAUGCCGUCCAGCUCAAAGGGAUCUGCAGGUGGCAGAGGAGCACUGGGUGCCUUGAUGACCUGUCUGCGCGCUGCCAGGGCUCAGGGAGUCCUCCGGCCUGCGGACGAGCGGCUCUGGAGCGGCCUGGUGCCCCUCCCUCUGCUGCGCCAAGCUCUGGUGCACAGGCACGACCAGGUGCGCAUGGAUGCUCUGGGUCUGGUGUGCGAGAGCCAUCGCAGCACAGAGACGCUCUCUGCCGAGGAGAUGGAGCUGAUCGGCCACUUCCUGCCCAGCGGCCUGAACAGCCAGUCACCCGGAGUGAGACAGCAGAGCGUCAGCCUGCUGAAGAAGCUGCUGUGCAGGGUGAGGGAUAGUGCCCAGUCGCUGCGCAGGAGACUGGCCCAGGAGAGAGAUCAGCACCAGAGAGAGAGAGACCAGCACAUCCUUCACAAGUACCAGGAGUUCCUGCGCCGGUUCUGUGAGAGGCUGUUCCAGAUGCUGCAGCCUGGAGCCUCUUUCUCCAGGUGUCUGGUGACGCUGCAGGUUCUGGGGCUGGUGGCUGAUCACUUCACCUUCAGCGCGGACCCCGUGGCCUUCGCUCUGGGAGAGUGCGUGACUGGCCCACACAGCCAGGCUGUUUUCGGCUGCCUGGCCAGCAACUUCCUGGAGGUGAAGCAGCUGGCCAGCACGCUGCUGCGCAAACUUCCUCCUGCUGCAGUGGGACUACAGGAGCCCGAGAGGCUGCGGUCCGUGCUCCGGGCCGCCCUGGACCUCAGCACCAGCACCAAGCCUUUCGACAGCGUCACGGCCGCCCACCUGCUCAACCUGCUUCUGCACCAGGACGGCCUCCGACAGGCCCUGCUCCACUGUGCCCAAGAGCAGAGAAUAGCUAUGCAACUGCCAGUACUACUCCAGUCCCAGGCUUCUAAGGCCUGCACCCUGGAGAAGAACACGCUGGCUGUGGUGCUGCUCUUGAUGGAAUGUCUGAAGGCUGACGUAGCGCGGGCGGAGAUGUCUCUGCUGCAGGCUGCUGCCUCCUGCCCCUUAUACGGCCGGGUCCACUGCAUUACUGCUGCCCUGCAACAGCUCAACACUGGGUCUCUCGAGCUGCAGGCUGAAUGGAGGAGUGCAGUAUCAGGCCUCAUUGCUUUAUGCUACAGGAUGUCUGAUGUGGUGUCGCCUGUUGUCCAGAGCUCUUCCCCUGAAGGGCUCAUCCCCAUGGAUACUGACUCCGAAACCUCUGCUGGCUUACAGAGGAUCCUCCAGGAGAUCCAGCCUCGAGACACCAAUGGCUUUUUUACCGAUGUCCGAGAACUAGACUCUUCACCUGAGGAGCAAACAUACACCGAGUCUGGAGGUGAGGCCUAUCGGGUCACUGCGCAGAUGGUGCUGGUGUGUUGCUGGAGGAGCAUGAAGGAAGUGUCCAUGCUCCUGGGGGAGCUGUGUCAGAACAUGCCUCUACACACAGCUCACACACACACCCACGAGGGGCUCAUCACUGAGCAGCAGGUGGAGGAGGUGGGGCAGUAUUUUCGGGAGCAGCUGCUGCAGUCUCGCCACAGGGGCGCGUUCGAGCUGGCCUACGUGGGCUUCGCGCGCCUCACCGACAUGCUGUGCAGGAGCGAUAGUGCCACUCUGCAGCAGCUGCCUGCCCUCUGGCUGACGGAGUUCCUGGCGGAGGUGAAGUGCAGUGACCCCUCCUCCACGCUUUGUGCCACCCGCCGCAGUGCCGGGAUCCCCUUCUACGUCCAGGCCCUGCUGUCCAGUGAGUCCAAGUCGUCCGGCUGCAGCCUGCUGAAGACGACCAUGAGGGAGCUGACCACGCUGGCCAUGCCGAGCCCCGAGCACGCGUCCCACUGCAGCACUGUGCCACAGGUCCAUGCUCUGAACAUCCUGAGGGCCCUGUAUCGGGACACGCGGUUAGGGGAGAACAUCAUGCCCUUCGUGUCGGAGGGCGUGCAGGCGGCAGUGUUGGGCUUCACUGCCCCCACCUGGGCUGUGAGGAAUUCCUCCACUCUCCUCUUCAGUGCUCUGAUCACUCGGAUAUUCGGUGUGAAAAGGGGGAAGGAUGAGCACUCUAAAAAAAACAGGAUGACUGGACGGGAGUUCUUCACUCGUUUUCCUGCCCUCUAUCCUUUCCUCCUUAGCCAGCUUGAAGAGGCUGCCAGUACAGUGAACAGUGACUCUGGGCAUGUGAGGCUUCAGCCCAGUCUGUUCCUGCUAUUGUUGGUGCUGGGCCGUCUCUACCCAUCACCUAUGGACGGCUCCUCCUCCCCUCUGGGCCUGGCCCCAUUCGUUCCUUGUAUCAUCAGGUGUGCCGGGUCCGCUGUGUACCGCACUCGCGAGAUGGCCGCCCGAGCACUGGUCCCGUUCGUCCAGCUCACCUGUGUUCCAGCCACCAUCCGGACCCUACUGGAGGACCUACCCGUGCGGCCCAGUCCAGGAAGCCGGCAGAACCGCAUCCACGGAGGGCUGCUGCAGGUGCUCUUCCUGCUGCGCUCCUACCUCACAGACCCUCAUCGGCCGCAUAUACAAGGGCGAGACUGGCACGUUGAUAUCAUCAGUGCCCUCGUGCCGAGACUGUGGCUGGCCACAAGGCAGAACCGGUGUCUGGUGACAAGAGGUGUGCUGCUGGAUGUCCUUAGUGAGCUGUGUGCAGCACUCCCUGCUGCAGUAGCAGACUGUCAGCUGAAGAACCUACGGAUGGAGACGCUGGCUAUCCUGCUGGAUUCUGAGUUCAUGGGCCCCCGUGGCUCUGAGGAGGUGCACCACCUGGGCCCUGGGGCCCCGCAGUACCUGCUGAGCCUGAGCCGCCUAGCGACCAGCAUUGCCACGGAGACGGCCGGCCUGUGGGCGGGCCUCGGUACGGACAGGGACGGGGCACAAGCAGACCUCCUGAGGCGCAUGCUGGAAUGUCCGCAUUACGAGGUGCGGCAGCUCGUCCUGGAGCGCCUCCUGGAGAGGCUUGAGGCAGACCAGGAGAGCACGCAGCGCACCGACCCCUGGCCUCUGCUCUCCGACCUCAGCACGGCCACAUUAACCUCCUUGGCUUUGCACGAGCCUCAUCCCACAUGCCUGGCCAAGGUUCUGCACGUCCUCUCUGUCCUCCCGUUGCCCUGUCUCUUGCCGUGGUGUGACGGGGCCACUCCUCUGGCCAACGAAGAGGCCCUGGAAAAUCUCCUCUCCGUGGCCGAGACCUCCCCGCACAGCUUGGAACUGCACUGUGCUGCCCUCACCUUGGCCUCUCGACUGAUGGUGCAUCUGGCAGAGAAGAAGCAGCAGGAGGGGCUGGGUGGCACUGUGGUGGGGUGUGCGGGCAGCUGGGGGGCGCUGGUGACCCAGUGCUGCGGCGAGGAGCAGCCAACGGAGGUCAGGCUGACCGCUGCAGAGGUGCUGGUCAAAGCCACGCCCACUCUGCUGACCUCUCCAGCAGCGCCCCUAGGUAUGGCACAGACCCUGGUGCUGUGGCGGAGUCUGUUCACAUUACUGCAGGACGAGGACCAGGAUGUGAGAGACAAGGCUGCCGACUUCGUCUGUUACACACCAGCACACCUCCUCAGCACAGAGGUUGCCACAGGACCAGUCUCUUCCCCUAUCGCCCUGGAGAUGGGGGUGGGGAUUCUGUGCCAGCUGUUCCAGGUGUGGGACCAGGUGGCCAUUGGCAUGACAACCCUGACCAAGUGGCUGCUGGGCAACGACCGGGAGGAGCCCGGCAGCGAGGACACACCCGUGCUGGACUUGGAGUUCCUCUUCGAGAAGGGGGACCUGAAUCUGUGGGUGGAGCCUCUGCAGUGGGCACGCCUCUUGCACCAGCACUUGCUCACCCUGUCUGUGGCGCCGGGCUCGCCCGCCCCAUGCCAGGCGGAGGUGAAGCAUCUUUCCACCGCAGCGGAUAGCCACGCCUGUGCGGUGCAGCGCGCGAUGGACGCCCUCCCCGCUCUGCCCCAGUUCACUGCCACCACAGAGUACACCAAGCUCACCCUGCUGAGCGAGCGGGCCAAGCUGGCUCAGAGCGCGCUAGCGGUGUUUAAGCGCUGAACGGAUUGCAGAAAAAGACCAGACACCUAUCAGGCCCUCUCUUACCUUAAAAGACAUUUUUAAUAACUGAAUGGACUUAAAGGCAGUUUUAUGGUUUCUUUUUUAUUAUUUUUUAUUUUAUUUGUUUUGUUUUUUUACUUUUAGUGGAAAUGGAUGUAAAGUUUUAAGGUAUUUUAAACUCUCUUGAAGUUCUCACAGUGAGUUUAGGAGAUUUUAGUCUGUGUUUGCCACCUGUCAUCCACACCCAUAUAACUGUCUAUAAAUAUUAUGCUUAUUUAAUUAUGUCCUGCCCUACCCUUUAAGAUGAACCCAGGUCAGGACUGUAAACUUUGUUUUAGUAUAUUAAGAAUUUAUUUAAAGGUGUAGAUGAUCGUUCUAAAUGUGCUUCGUUGACAAGUGAGGCAUGACAAACUUUUUUUUUUUUUUUUUUUAAUGAAAAUAAAAAGUUAGUUUUAA